GGCGAGCCGUGCUUCUUUGCGGUUCGGGAGAAGCGCGGCACCUCGGGAUGCUUCCGAGCAGAUGGCAGCGGAGCUGGUAACUAACCGAACUGUGAAUUCUGGUAGAAGAUUAAUAGCUCUACCAACAUUUGUCCACUGUAGAAGAUGGGUGGAUUAAUUUCAAGAUGGAGGCAGGCAAAGCCUUCUACUGUAGAAGUAUUAGAAAAAAUUGAUAAGGAAAUACAGACAUUAGAAGAAUUUAGAGAAAAAAAUCAGAGACUACAGAAACUAUGGGUUGGAAGGCUGCUCUUCUACUCUUCACUUCUUUAUCUUGCCACCUGCUUAAUUGUGUAUUUGUGGUGUCUUCCUGAUGAAUGGACAGCAAGGUUUUUUAUGACACUUCCAUUUUUUGCAUUUCCUUUGAUAAUCUGGUUUAUAAGAACGCUGCUCAUUUUUUUCUUUUCCAAAAGGACAGAAAGGAAUAAUGAUGCGCUGGACGAUUUAAAAUCUCAAAAGAAAAAAAUUCUUGAGGAAGUGAUGGAGAAGGAAACAUACAAGACUGCUAAACUAAUUCUUGAAAGGUUUGAUCCAGAAUCAAAUGCAAAGGAGGCUGAACUGCCAUCUGCUGGAACAUCUGCAACCUCAAGACCUGGACAAGAAAUUCGUCAGAGGACUGCAGCACAAAGAAAUGCUUCUACACUCACACCUGCUACUCCUAAGCAAGGCUCUCCAAAAUCGCUUGUUUCGGCAACACCGUCUCCUAAUCAGCAGAGGGAUGCAUCUGCUCUUACUGGACCACCAGAAAGAACUGCUGUGCCACCCUUGCAGUCAAACGUUCUACCAAGACGCCCUGGAUCCCCAGCUACUUCAGUGCCUGGAAUGGGUCUUCAUCCUCCAGGCCCUCCUUUAGCGAGACCUAUUCUUCCUCGAGAAAGAGGAGUUAUGGAUAGAGUUAUUGAAUAUUUGGUUGGUGAUGGUCCUCAGAACAGGUAUGCCCUUAUAUGUCAGCAAUGUUGUUCUCACAAUGGUAUGGCUCUGAAGGAGGAGUUUGAAUAUAUAGCAUUUAGGUGUGCCUACUGCUUUUUCCUGAAUCCUGCAAGAAAAACGAGACCUCGGGCUCCACGGCUACCAGAUUUCAAUUUUGAAAAAAAGCAACUUCCAGAAUUGCAGUCGGAAACAGAGCGUCCAGAAUCAAGGGAGAGAGAACCGCAGGGGAAUCAGCAGACAGAAGAAUCUGAAGAAGCAGCUCAGCUCAUUGAGACAAAUGAGACAGAUGAGAAAGCACCAAGUGCUGAGCAGUUGAAUGAUAGUCUUGUUGAAGAAACUGAAAAAGAAGCAGCAGAAAAUAUUUCAACAACUGAAGACUCUGUUUCAGAUUCUGCUAUUUCAACUGAACAAAGUGAAGAAUCUUUAGUGAAAGCAGAAUAAAGUACUUCAAGUGCCUUCUGUAGCUAGUUUUUAGCUUUGUUCAUGCCUGUUGUUACUAUUCAGGUGAGCUUUUUUAAAUGGUACAACUUAAAAAUCUCGCUUGAGCUUGAAACUGCCUCAACUGCCACAAUAUGUCAAAGCUUUGUGUAAAAGUGGAUGUUGUAAAUUAAGCAUGUCUUUAAGUUAACUCACAGAAUGUAUAGUCGGUUGAAGUCUAACAGUCAUAGACAUAGUUCACUUUGCAUAUUUGAAAAACUAAACUUUUAAGUUUUAUUAAAGGUGACCUAUAACUUGGCAUCUAUUUAGCUGUUAACGAACAACUACUGGCCCACAGCUGAUCUAGUAAAUUUGGUCUAGUGAACUUAGAUACCUUUUCAUGUUUCCCUACUGAAGUAAAUUGAGUACAUCUUACAUACAGAUGUUUACAAACUAAAGUGUCAUCGGAUGUUUGACUUAAGCAUAUGAAAAGUGUCAUUACAGUAGGUUGUUGUUAUUCAUAGUUUAACUUUUUGACAGAAUUCAAUUAAAUGACACUCAAAAAUGGUAUCUCCUUUGGUAUUUGCAUUGCAGAUGAACCAGAGGCACAUACAUACAGAUCUGUUUUGUGUUUACAUAAAAUAUAGAAAGUCUCUGCACUUGAUUGUACUUGAAUACGAAGCACUAUUUAUACCUGUAAAAUAAUGACAAGAUAUAAGUGAAUCUUGUGCCUUUGUGUAUUUUGUUAAAGGAAAAUAAAGAUGUCUAGCAGCAAA
This is a messenger RNA of Phasianus colchicus (ring-necked pheasant), 2159 nucleotides long. It is a transcript of the gene LNPK, whose product is annotated as lunapark, ER junction formation factor. The record is from RefSeq and is a predicted model, not a curated record. Gene Ontology annotation, biological process: endoplasmic reticulum tubular network organization. NCBI's taxonomy places the organism in Eukaryota, Metazoa, Chordata, Aves, Galliformes, Phasianidae. Gene Ontology annotation, cellular component: endoplasmic reticulum tubular network.